CAAGCAUUUUCAUAACCUGUCAUAACCUCAUGCAACAUGCGUAUAGAAACGUGUUAUUUCUGUUCGUCCCGGAUUUAUCCGGGACAUGGAAUACAAUUUGUAAGAAAUGAUUGUAAGAUAUUCAAGUUUUGUCGGUCAAAAUGUCAUGCUGCUUUCAAAAAGAAGAAAAAUCCAAGGAAAGUCAAAUGGACCAAGGCAUACAGAAAAACAGUUGGCAAAGAAUUGGCAGUGGAUCCAGCCUUUGAAUUUGAAAGGAGGAGAAACAUCCCCAUCAAAUAUAACAGAGAAUUAUGGAGUAAGAGCAUUGAAGCAAUGAAGAAAGUAGAAAACAUCAGACAGAGGAGACAGAAUCUACACAUAAUGCAGCGGUUACGUAAAGGACGUGAAUUAGAACGAGAAAGGGAUGUGAAAGAAGUUCAGCGUGAUCUGUCUCUUAUAAGAUCACCUGCUGCUGGUCUUAAGGAAAGGAAAGCAUUGGAAGAAGCAGCAGAAUCAGAAGAAAGAAUGGAAGCAUCCAAUGAUGAACAUGAGCCUGAAGAAUUAGAAAUAAAUUGAUUUAAUUCACUGUAACAAUUUCUAAGAACAUCAUUCAAAGCAACACAUAC
Dufourea novaeangliae is the source of this 605-nucleotide messenger RNA. RefSeq names its product probable ribosome biogenesis protein RLP24 (gene RpL24-like). Lineage: Eukaryota; Metazoa; Arthropoda; Insecta; Hymenoptera; Halictidae. The record is from RefSeq and is a predicted model, not a curated record. The transcript is spliced from 2 exons. Bases 37 to 555 code for a protein of 172 amino acids. Gene Ontology annotation, biological process: ribosomal large subunit biogenesis. Gene Ontology annotation, cellular component: nucleolus.